Molecule: messenger RNA, 870 nt
Organism: Psylliodes chrysocephalus
Lineage: Eukaryota; Metazoa; Arthropoda; Insecta; Coleoptera; Chrysomelidae
Source: the annotation of a GenBank genome assembly
AUGUCUGUGAUAACUUCAAACAAUCAUUUAAAACCACCAAUCACCUUCGGUAUCUAUCACCACGUUAGGGACAGAUCGGUAGGUCAAUUUGGAUUAAGACUUCUUGGAUGGGGUGUCGAAAACGACGAACCUUACUGGCUCGCUGCUAACUCUUGGAACGAAGAUUUUGGUGAGAAGGGUUUAAUGAGAAUCAGAAGAGGUGUUAAUGAAUGUAACAUCGAAGACGACCCAUGCAAAGACUGUGAAGAAAAAAAAAAAUCUGAAGCUAAUAAAAGUUAUCAAAGUUUAUCUACAUACGUUACCCAAGACUUGUUUUUUUUAAAAAAGAAACAUGGAACUUACCGAAGUUCAGAUUGGUUUGUUAGAGGUGAAAUCCAACUGGUGCAUUUGUAUAAAGUAUGCAUUUUACUUAGAGGAGUUCCUGAAGGCAUUGAAGUCAUAGAAGGAAAGCUGAAAUCACCUGCACCUCUUUCAGAUUCAUCAACCAAAGAAAAUUGGAAUCUCAUAGCAAAGACAGAAAGGACAGUUAAUAAUCUUACGACCCAACUGUGUACUUAUGAGAAAGCUCUUACUUCAAAGCAACAAGGAUCUGGUGAAGAGAUCUUAUCUGCAGAGAAAAGUAAAUCAAACAAAUCAAAGAAGCGUUGCAUCUGUAAUUACUGCAAGCAGGUUGGCCACAAAGUACGGCAAUGUACCAAAUGGAAAAAGGACGGACGUCCUCCAAAACCAGAAAGCGGUAAUAAGGAACAGGAAAGACCUGACAGAUACACGAAUAUGUCUUUAAGUAUUAUGGACAGUGUUUUAAACGUUGAAACUGAUCAUUAUAAUUGGUACGUUGAUAACAAAGCUACAAAUCAUGUAAAUAAUUGA